AUGGCUCCUCCACGCGUAGCCCCAUUCUCUGAGCCCCUCAUCCCUCAGCUUGACCUUCCCACCAACCCCUACUACACAUCAAAACACCACCGUCUCCGCGGCUGCGUGCGGCACUUCGUAGACACCGAGCUCGCGCCCCACGCGCAAGAAUGGGAGACGUUCGGGCAGGUCCCGGAGUCGGUCCGGCUUUCGUUCUGCAAGCAAGGGUUCGCGGUCGUUCAGCCCGUUCGCGACCCAGCUGACGCUGGCGGUGUGCUGUUGCCAGCGGGAAUCCCGUAUGACGAAUGGGAUACGUGGUGCAGCAUUAUCGUGGCUGAUGAAUUGAAUCGCAUGGGGUGGUGCGGGGUCAUUUGGGGGUUGUCGGGCGGGAACUCGAUUGGGUGCCCGCCUAUCGAGCGGUUCGGCACGUUGGAGCAGAGGCGACGAUGGCUGCCGAAAGUGGCGAGAGGAGAGAUCAGGUUCUGUUUAGGCAUUACGGAGCCUGGUGCGGGAAGUGAUGUGGCCAACAUCGCAACUACUGCGGAAAGGAGAGGCAAUGUGUAUGUGGUUAAUGGGGCCAAGAAGUGGAUUACCAACGGGAUCUGGGCCGACUAUUGCACGACCGCUGUGAGGACCGGGGGCCAAGGACAUGGAGGAAUUAGUGUUCUCGUCGUGCCAUUGAAAGCAGGGGGGGUGAGCAGAAGGAGGUUAGAGAACUCGGGGGUGCACGCAAGCGGCUCUACCUACAUCACUUUCGAGGAUGUUGAAGUCCCUGUUGAAUAUCUAAUUGGUGGCGAGAAUCAGGGCUUCGCGAUCAUCAUGUCCAAUUUCAACCCCGAGAGGCUCGGCCUGGCCACAGCGGCACUUCGUCUGGCACGAGUGUGCGCACAAGAUGCAUACUUCUAUGCGUGCGAGAGGGAGACGUUCGGCAAGAAAUUGAUCGAGCACGCUGGCAUCAAAUCCAAGAUCGCAACGUUUGGGCUGCUAAUUGAACCAGUCCAUGCAUUCUUAGAACAGCUAUGCUUCAUCAUCGAGUCGUCCCGAGUUAGUGGCCGGGAGGUCAACGUUAGCGGCAUGACGGCGCUGUUGAAAGUCAUGAGUACCAGGUGUCUGGAAAAGGUCUGCCGAGAGGCUCAGCAGGUCAUGGGCGGUGCCGGGUACUCCAAGAGCGGCCGUGGUGCCAGAAUCGAGCAAAUAAGCCGAGAUGUGCGUGUGUAUGUUGUCGGUGGCGGAAGCGAGGAGAUUAUGUGCGAUCUAGCCGUACGGCAAGAGGCGAAGGAUGUGCGGUUUCGUGCUGAGCGUUCGAAGUUGUGA
Molecule: messenger RNA, 1293 nt
Organism: Pseudomassariella vexata
Lineage: Eukaryota; Fungi; Ascomycota; Sordariomycetes; Amphisphaeriales; Pseudomassariaceae
Product: acyl-CoA dehydrogenase
Exons: 2
Coding region: 1-1293 (430 amino acids)
Molecular function (GO): oxidoreductase activity, acting on the CH-CH group of donors; flavin adenine dinucleotide binding
Source: RefSeq, a predicted model, not a curated record